AUGACACGGUGGAGGACGGACGCAGGUGUGGUGAGGGCACUUGUGGUGUGUGGUGCACUCCUGGGGACCCGUGCCGCUAUCUUCUCCACCAAUGGUGUCCAGGGCAACAACACCAAUGAGGCCGAAGCCAUCGACUUCCUGCGAGGGUACGACGCUGAGGCGAGCGCCAUGUGCACACGCUUCAUGGAGGCCAGCUGGGACUUUAACACCAACGUCACGCAGACCAACAGGCGCCGGAUGCUUAUCCGGCAGAUGGAAUGGUCAGACUUUCACCGCACCAAGUGGAACGAGGCGAUUACCUUCGCCUGGAAGAACUUCACCAACUCCCCCAUCAGGAGGAUGUUCUCCUUCGUCACCGUCCUGGGCAAGGCCGCGCUCCACAAGGAGAAGCUGCAAGAGCUGACGGAACUCAUACAGGACAUGAAGACUGCCUAUUCCACAGCCAAGAUCUGCAAGUACGACCCCACGAAACGACGACUACCCAACGGCGACUAUGACUACUACUCUGACUUCGAUGUUGAGGACGACAACGAGAUUGGUUGUGUUCCGACACUUAGUCUUGAGCCCGACCUGACGCAGCUGAUGGCGAGGUCACGGGAUCCGGAGGAGCUGCGCUACGUGUGGAGGGCGUGGAGGGAGGCCGCUGGCAAACCGCUGCGUAGCAAGUACAUCCGCUUCGUAGAGCUGGCAAACGAGGCCGCCCGGCUGAACGGGUUCAACGAUGCCGGAGAGUUCUGGAGGAGCGACUAUGAGAUGGAUAAUCUGCGCGAGGAGCUGGAUGAAUUGUGGGUGAAGCUGAGGCCACUCUAUGAACACCUCCACGCCUACGUCAGAACCAAGCUACGGGAACAGUACGGCGAGGAAGUGGUGCCAAGAGCCGGACCCAUCCCUGCUCACCUACUAGGUAACAUGUGGGCUCAGACGUGGACGCACACGCUUGACCUAACUAUCCCCUAUCCUGGGCGUACAUCUGUUGACGUGACCAACAGCCUCCGUCGCCAGGGCUACACUCCCCUUCACAUGUUUCGUCUGGCAGAGGGGUUUUUCACAUCACUGGGGCUCGAACCCAUGCCCCUCGCUUUCUGGCAGAAGUCGCUCAUCGUGAAGCCCACUGACAGAGAGGUGGUGUGCCAUGCAUCAGCCUGGGAUUUCUGUAACGGCUUUGAUUACAGGAUCAAGCAGUGCACUCAGGUGACAACCGAAGACCUCAUCACCAUUCACCAUGAAAUGGGCCACAUCCAGUACGACCUCCAGUACCGUAAUCAACCUUUCAUCUUUAGAGAUGGUGCCAACCCUGGGUUCCACGAGGCGGUGGGGGACGUGUUGGCACUCUCGGCCUCCACACCGCACCAUCUUCAGUCCAUUGGUCUGCUGGAAGAUGUGGAUGACUCUUACGAGACAGAUAUCAACUUCUUGUUCAGUAUGGCUCUGGAUAAGAUCGCUUUUCUGCCCUUUGGAUACUUGGUGGAUUUGUGGCGGUGGGAGGUGUUCAGUGGGAGGACAGGGCCACUCUCGCUCAAUAGUCGCUGGUGGGACCUCCGCCUCUCCCUGCAGGGAGUGUCACCACCUGUACCUAGAGAUGAAGAUGACUUUGAUCCCAGUGCCAAGUUCCACAUCCCUGCCAACGUUCCUUACAUCAGGUACUUCGUCAGCUUCAUAGUGCAGUUCCAGUUCCACAGUGAGCUGUGUAAAGCAGCCGGGCACACAGGACCCCUACACCGCUGUGACAUCUACCGCUCCCGUGCUGCUGGUACACUCCUCAGGAACGUGUUGUCGCUAGGCAAGUCGCGGCCCUGGAGGGAGGCACUGUCGGUGCUGACCAGUGGCAGGACAAACAAGCUGGACGUUAAGCCUAUCCUUGAUUACUUCGCCCCUCUCCUCACCUGGCUACAGUCACAGAACCGAGACGAGUUCAUCGGCUGGAGAGAGAGUGAGGCCAUCGUGCAGCCGGUGAGGACAUCCAGUAACUCCAUGAUCACGGGGAUCGUCUUGGGCACCGUCGCUCUGCUGCUUGUCCUAGUGGCCAUCAUCGUCAUUGUUAAGAAGAUCAGAGGCACAGGAAAAAACUUCAGUGCUGUAGCCGAGGGAACCUGAGGCUGUGCCCACUCGAAGUCUGAGGUCAAAAUUAUCGAAGAGGAUUUGGGAACAAUUUAAAGAUUCAAAGUCAUUAACUGAAUGGUUUCUACCCAUUUUUGAAGUUAAAGAAAAAAAAAGGAAAAUUUCAUUUUACUUGUGGCCAAUACUUAAUAAGAAUACAGUUUGUAUGUAUUACAAUAAAAUGUAUUUUUCUUUUUACAUUGACUAACAUUUAUUGAAUGCUCAUAGAUAAGCAAAAAUAUAUGUUUUGAAAAUCA
Molecule: messenger RNA, 2354 nt
Organism: Procambarus clarkii (red swamp crayfish)
Lineage: Eukaryota; Metazoa; Arthropoda; Malacostraca; Decapoda; Cambaridae
Product: angiotensin-converting enzyme
Biological process (GO): proteolysis
Cellular component (GO): plasma membrane
Molecular function (GO): peptidyl-dipeptidase activity; metallopeptidase activity
Source: RefSeq, a predicted model, not a curated record